Messenger RNA from Cylicostephanus goldi, 546 nucleotides. Lineage: Eukaryota; Metazoa; Nematoda; Chromadorea; Rhabditida; Strongylidae. The record is from the annotation of a GenBank genome assembly.
UUGCAGGCUGUUGAUCAGCUAGUACGCAAAUGCGGAGAGAAAGUGCACAAUCGAGUGGGAAAAUUUCGUUUCUUGAAUCAACUUGUCAAGCUGAUCACUCCGAAGUAUUUAGGAGCACAAACUUCUCCCGAGGUCUACGAUUCACUAAGAGAGCAUCAUUUGAUCACAGCCGAUCCUGUCAUUCCUGAGGAAGAAAUAAUGGUUGUUCAGUCUUAUCCUCCCAAAUUAGCUCCAUUCGAGGACGAAGAGAAAUCGCGCAUACUGAAGGAAUUGCUGAAAAGUACGAAUCCUGAUGAUCUACAGGCAGCGAAUCGCCUUAUCCAAACGCUUGUAAAAAGUGAAGACCAGAAGAUAGAGCGAAGGCAUAAAAGAGCUGACGAGUUGGAGCAAGCUCGACAGCUAUGCAGACGAUUGGAGGAAGCCAUGAUGGAUAAAACAGCUGAAGAAUUAGGAAUCACUGCCAAUGUUAUAUAUUCUGAAGCAAAAAUGAAGGUAAUCUUACCGUUGAACACCUUUUUACCACCCUUUACCCCGGCUUAUUACUGA